This is a messenger RNA of Andrographis paniculata, 1537 nucleotides long. RefSeq names its product E3 ubiquitin-protein ligase IPI1-like. The record is from RefSeq and is a predicted model, not a curated record. NCBI's taxonomy places the organism in Eukaryota, Viridiplantae, Streptophyta, Magnoliopsida, Lamiales, Acanthaceae. Gene Ontology annotation, molecular function: ubiquitin-protein transferase activity. The transcript has 6 exons. Bases 169 to 1386 code for a protein of 405 amino acids.
UUGAUUCAACAACACUAUAAGAAACCGAAGAAGAAAGAGAGAGGAGAACAAGAAAGAAAAGUGGUCCACUGUUUGCUCUUAUCUCAAUUCCCCAAACAAUCUUUCUCCAAACUCGACUUAAUUGCUAUCCGAAUACAUACCACAACUCAACCGUCCAUCCACCUAUUUAUGUUGCUCAUUGAUUCCCCACACUUUCGGUUGUCUUUCGAAUUUUUGGCGUUAGAUCUCUAUAUGGAGUUUGGCGACGGAGAAUAUGGAGGCGGAGGCGAAGGAAAGUCGGCGGCGGAGACUUGCUCUGUUUGCUUGGAGGCGGUGACGGCCGGCGGGGAGAGGUCAUCGGCGGAGUUGCAAUGCGGCCAUAUAUUUCAUCUCGACUGUAUAGGUUCAGCAUUCAACAUUAAGGGAGCAAUGCAAUGCCCCAACUGUCGGCAGAUUGAGAAAGGACAAUGGCUCUAUGCCAAUGGUAGCCGCGCAUUGCCUGAGACUACUACGGAUGAUUGGGCUGGUGAUGAGGAUUCGUAUGAUAUAAGUUUUGCUGAAAUGUCUUUUGGAGUUCAAUGGUGUCCUGUCAGUGGUUUGACUAGGCUCCCAACUUCUUUUGAAACUCUCUCUGGCCUUGUUUGUUUAAUAUCCAGAGAAGGAGAAUUUCAAUCAAGCGCCUAUCAUGAUCUUCUGGGGCAAGGUGUAUCAACUACUCAUCCCCCUUGUCCAUACAUCACCUAUGUCGGCCCAAUCCAUCCAUCUUCCUCAACAUCGAACCAGAAUGGCCAAUCUGCCACAGGUGAAACCUACCCAUUCCUUUCAAUGGAUGUUAACUAUCACAUUUGGGACCACACACCUUACACCGCAGGUAGCCACCACUCGAGUGCUGCUGCCGAGCAACCAUCGAUUCCGUCAAUGACCCAGACAACAUCUAGGAAUAACUACGACGUGCCAAGAUCCGGGAUGCACCCUUUCAUCAUCGGUCACAGUUCAGCUAAUAGAGCACCCGCUCCUGGUUCCGUUGCCUCAUCCAUAGUUCCCACUUACCAUCUCCCGUCUCUUGAAGCAUAUAUUCAGCAAUCAUCCGGCAGCCAAAUCGCGCAAACCUCUCUUACAUCAUUUGCUCAAAGUAGGACCAGCAACCAAACUGGUUUGGCUCAAGCUGCACCAAUGGUCUCUUCAUCAGCAGACCAGCUAGGCCAAUUUUACUACUACUCAUCAAACUCUAGCGGUCGAGCCUUCCAAGAAACUGCAAAUACCCUCUCCGAUCCGGCCUUUCCCACGGGGCAGGUCAGUAAUAAUUCAAUAUGGGGCCCUUUUCAGUUUCCGACCAGUGGAUCCUCCACCAGUUAUCAUCGCCGGAGGCACAGAUCCGAGAGGAUGCCAUCUCAAAACUGGCUUUAGAUAUUUAUCUCAUAAUGCUGUGACUAAAGACUUUGGACAACUAUGAAAACAGUAAAUGCAAAACCAUCUAGUGUCAACGUAAUCAUCUCUUUUCCCCCAUCAUGUUAAUAAAAGUAAAUUGUUUCCGAUCAAAAAAAAAAAAAAAAGCAAA